Molecule: messenger RNA, 3868 nt
Organism: Eucalyptus grandis
Lineage: Eukaryota; Viridiplantae; Streptophyta; Magnoliopsida; Myrtales; Myrtaceae
Product: probable E3 ubiquitin-protein ligase RHC1A
Exons: 11
Coding region: 254-1192 (312 amino acids)
Biological process (GO): protein ubiquitination
Cellular component (GO): cytoplasm
Molecular function (GO): ubiquitin protein ligase activity
Source: RefSeq, a predicted model, not a curated record
AGGAAGUAGCUAAGCUGAAGAAAACAUUGCAGGGAGAAAAGGAAUCGCCUCCCCUGCAUCCUAAGCCAUUCCUUUCCCCCGUCGAAUGUGGAUUCACCCACAAGAACCCAAAAUGGACAAACAAGGAAUCCGAACCAUUUCCCGCACGCCUACUAUAAAUACGCUCUCUCCUCCUGUUGAUCAUCUCACCUUUUUUCUCCGUCAACCAAAAGAAUAAGAAUCCCCGGAAAGUCUCCUCUUCGCCGUCGGUACUAUGUCGUUUCCCCGCCGUCCUCCUGUAGUCGUCAAUGGAGUCAGGAGAAUGAGGACUUUCCAUUACUACUGGUGUCAUGUGUGCCAACGUACGGUUCGGCUCGCGUCUAACAAUCCGUAUGAAACAUCUUGUCCCUUCUGUUUCAACGAACUGCAUAGGGAGCUUGAUAUGUCGAGGCCAAGAUUGGUGGCUAACCUUGGAGGCCGUGCGCCGAAUCGGGCUGUUCAAUUACUUGAUGGCAUGGCUCGACUGCUUGACCCGCCCCCGAUGACGAGGCAGGGUUCUAAUAUUGGCAGGAGGACCGUAUGGGAGACAGAAAGCGGAGAUGGUCCGUUUUCAAGAUCAUGGAUCACGCUUCAAUUCAUCGAACGACCUCGCAGGCUGGGGCUUGUCCAUCCACCAGCAGACCUGGCUCCUAGAGCGAAUUUUAGGAGCAAUGACAUUGAAGAUGAGAGUUCCUUAAACGAGCUUAUCCAAGACUUGACACAGAAUGACCGCCCGGGACCCCCUCCUGCGCCUCCUUCAGCUAUCGAAGCCUUACCAACGAUUGUGGUAACUGAAAAGCAUCUGAGCACUGACCUGCUCUGCCCGGUAUGCAAGGAAGAGUUUGAGAUCGGUGGCGAGGCAAGGGAGAUGCCGUGUAAACACUUUUAUCAUUCGGAUUGCAUCAUCCCGUGGCUGCACAUCCACAACACAUGUCCAGUCUGCCGCUACGAGCUUCGUGAAUCUUCCGGUGAAGAAUUUCCCGAUGACGGCGACGACCAGUCUGAUGUUGAACAAGGUACGAGCAGGAUGAACUCGUGGUGGAGUCACUUGUUUUAUUCGUGGCCAUUCCAAGCAUUCUUGCGAUGGACACAGAGAGCCCUCCAUGUUUCAGAACAGAGGGCAGGCACUUCGGACGGGGGUAGAUCCUGGUGGCAAUCCUGGUUCAUUCUAUAACUUCGUUGCCUAAGGCAAGGGCAUGGCUGCUGCAUCGAUGGUUUGUGUCCUACAAACUCCAUAGCUUAGUUCAUCUCAUUGAAUGGUAAGUACUUGUAUAUACUAACUUCAAGAUAGGACUUCAAUCCAAGAAAUAGAGAAAAGGAGGGGAAAAAAAAAGUAAAAAAAGUUGUUUUGACGGGAUAUCGUGGAGACGUUUCCAAGCAAAAAGAAGGAUAGGUAGCAAGUUAAAUGUUGUUGGGCGGAUAGUAUGGUGCAUCAGGUAGAGCAGAGCAGGAUUUGGAUCUCCAUGGCAUGAAGGGUCAAUAAUUCAACCCUAUCAGCAACUUGAACUUCAAACAGAUAUUCAACCCCAGAAGGAGAACUAUCAUCAGUUGAAACUUACUCAUUAGGAAAGAAAUGUGGAUUAAUAUAAUUUGUGUUGUUAUGGCAAUCGGAUAGAUUUUUCUUCUUAUAAUUCUUAUCUCUACAAUUAUAUUUUUUUUCGAGAUUAGUGAGCAUAUUAAUCUAAGAUUUAUGGAUCUUGACGAUAUUAAAUUAUUAUAAAAGAGAUUUCAAUGUUUAUGGCGUUAACUUUCAGAUUCGGUGUUCAUGCCCUGUAAAUGACAAAAGUGGCCUUCUUUCUUUUCAAUAAAAAAGAUUUAGUGGAAAGCUUAUUGUUAGAGUUUGUUUUAGGAUACUAAUGAUACCAUAGCUUUCGAAAGACAUUGAUUUUUCUUCGAGGGAAUCCACAGCCUCCUCCUGUACAAGUCUCAGAAAUAUUUCUCUUGAGCAAACUCAGAUGAUCUGCAGUGGCUGAUGUUACAUCAUUUAACAUGAACAUAGAACGUUGUCCCUGAGAAGAAAAUUAGGAAAAAGGAAGUUGAAAUGGGAUCUGCCACUAACAACAUCACCAUAAACAUCCCUACGAUAUCUCAACCACUAGCAAAACAAGUAAUCAAAUAAGAACUGGUUUUGUCCGGCGUUGAAGAGUUCUUCUUGCUGCUUUUCGUCCAAUGUGUGCUGUGCUCGUAACAUAGUCCGAGGGAACUUUCCUCGGACCCGGAUUAGAGGACAGACGACACAUCACUGAUUUGGGUAUCCAAGCAUCCUAUUUCAGCAAUGGAGUUGAUUGUCGAGCGAGCAGGACAAACUACUGAUUCCGCUGCGAGUAAUAUGCGGGGAUUAUCUGCAAACCCCACGCCUCCUAGUUACCAUCAGCACUGCCCGUUCCGGCAACUUGGAAAGUUGAUCGUCAGUAGCUCUUCCGGUUCCAUGGCCAUCCAUCUGAUCACCGAUGCCACUUCUCUACGCCUUGGCCACUGUCUUAUCAGUUCCUCCUUCCAGUUUUCUGAUGGAAGCAAAGGUAGAACUGAUGGCACGUCAUCUCCUGAAAGACCCAGAAAGAAAUCCUCCGAUGGUAGACGUAUGACAAACGCGGUUAUUGCUGUCAAUAUCUUAGUAUAUGCUGGACAACUUGCAACUUGGGGGAAACUGCUCUUGGGGAGCUCAGAUGAAUCAUCUCAUCAACAAGGGACAAUGGUGGAGGCUGGCCACAUCAAAUUUCUUAUAUGCGAAUGUCGCACACCUCGUGCUUAAUUGCUGUUGUCUAGAUGCCCUUGGUCCCAAUGUGGAAGCACUCAGUGGCCCCGAAAGAUUUCCAAUGGUUUACGCCACCUCAGCAAUUGCAAGUUCAGCAACGAGUUAUUGGUUGACCAAAGCACCUUCUAUAGGGGCUUCGAGCAAAUUUAGGAUUGGCGAGUCCUCUUGAAAUGUCAUCCAGCACAGUUCGAACCUGCCUUCAUAGACAAAACCGUGAGCCUGCUUUAUAGGAAAAAUUGCUUUGAAGGCUAAUAAUCGUGUAACGGAAAUCUACUUGGAGACUAGCAUUUUCCUUUUCUUCCUCUUGCCUUUCUUCCGGUCAUUGUUAUGCAUCCGGUGCUUUAUUUAGGUUGGUUACAUGGCUGUGUACAUCAUGAGGCAUAGAGGCCUGACCAGAGAUGCCAAUGAAGAUCUGAAGUACAUAGCACGAAUAAUUAUCAUUAACUUCUUCAUUCGGUCCUCGGUUAAAGGUAUCGACUACUGGAGACAUUUAGGAGGAUUUCUUGGCGGCGGGUCGCAUCUUGGCUUCUCGAUCCUGCUGGGAAGCUCGAGCGUAGGUCUAGCGACGGUCGAGAUAUCAUCAACAACAUUAAAGGGAGGGAAGACCCGGCGCAGCCAUAGGUGAAGUGUGAAAUGCCAGCGAUCAAGACGCAACUCCAGCUCCCGGCCCGCCAACUUAUUUAGCAUGUAUUGACCAUGCAAAGUUCUUAUCUGGGCGUGGGAUUUCCCACUGGCUCAAAGGGUUGUACCCGCAUCGAUCCAUCUCUGCUCGUUUCGGGUAACUCUCCGAGCAUGAUCUUAUUUUUACUAAGAGAGUCAUGCCCCGAAAUCUAUGCCUUCGAGAGCGGUCGCGUCUUGUAAUUUAUUACGAGACUUUUUCCCAAGAGGACUGAAAACCGCACACAGAUCACGACACGAUAAAACCUGGGUUGUCUAGCGGAGGGCAAGGAGCAUCAAUUGCCUGUGGGCUGUGAGCCCGUGGCUAAUGAGAUGGAAAGGAGUUGCCGAGUUAUCAAAAUAAUCUAGCUUUGUACUCUAAAAUUGUGAUGAGCUGUUGCCCUUUUAGCUGUGCACUUUAUGCGAGAUAAAAGAUAA